Molecule: messenger RNA, 3208 nt
Organism: Polypterus senegalus (gray bichir)
Lineage: Eukaryota; Metazoa; Chordata; Cladistia; Polypteriformes; Polypteridae
Gene: snx14
Product: sorting nexin 14
Exons: 29
Coding region: 242-3052 (936 amino acids)
Biological process (GO): autophagosome maturation
Cellular component (GO): late endosome
Molecular function (GO): phosphatidylinositol-3,5-bisphosphate binding
Source: RefSeq, a predicted model, not a curated record
GUGUCACAUGCGCACACUGGUUAAGGGAGUGCAAACAGGAAAUGCAGUGGCUGCUCCUAUCAUUGUAAAAGAAAAAUAAGAUUUUGUCUGCGAGAUGCAUUGGGAAGAAAAGUAAUACGCAAAAUCUAACAGAAAACCUAUUAUCAUGGUUUUACAAAUGAUGCGUUUUAAGCGACACGUUACUUACUAAAGUUUUUUUCGGAACAGGCAGAGUAGCAGCUUGCAGAAGAAAGUGGUUAAGAUGUUUUGUCUCAGAACAAAGGUAGAACAAGUGAAACGGAGGCUCAAAGUGGAUCACCUAAGAGAAGUCUGGCGCCAGUAUCCAGUUUUCUGUUUUAUUUUAUUAUUUCUUAUGCUGUCUACAGUUCUUCUGAACAGGUAUCUUCAUAUUUUAAUGAUAUUUUGGUCGUUUGUGGCAGGAGUGGUCACAUUUUACUGUUCCUUAGGACCAGAGUAUCUUUUGCCAAAUAUUCUUUUCACAAUUAAACCAAGACCCAAGUUAGAACAGCAAGAAUUGUUUCCUCUGGGGCAUAGCUGUGCAGUGUGUGGGAAAAUAAAAUGCAGACGUCACAAGCCAACGUUAUUGUUGGAAAACUAUCAACCUUGGCUAGGUCUGAAGGUUUAUUCAAAAGUGGAUACAUCACUUUCAGAAGUACUGGAAUUAGUCUUGGAAAACUUUGUUUACCCUUGGUACAGGGAUAUUACAGAUCAUGAAGCCUUUGUAGAUGAACUAAGGGCAACAAUCCGUUUUUUUGCAUCUGUUUUAGCUCGCAGAGCACAAAAAGUUGAUAUCCCAACACUUAUAACACACAAGCUGCUGAAAGUAGCAAUGAAACACAUUGAAAUAAUUGCCAAAGCAAGACAAAGAGCAAAAAACACAGAAUGCCUGCAGCAAGCUGCUUUAGAGGAGUAUGGUCCUGAUUUGCACAUAGCAGUACGAAGCCGAAGAGAUGAACUUCAAUACUUAAGAAAAUUAACAGAGCUAUUAUUUCCCUAUAUUCUUCCUCCAAAAGCAUUAGAUUGCAGGUCACUCACCUUGCUUAUUAGGGAAGUCCUUGCAGGCUCAGUUUUUCUACCAUCAAUGGACUUUUUGGCUGAUCCAGAUACUGUUAAUCAUUUGAUCUUAAUCUUCAUUGAUGAUAGUCCCCCUGAAAUGGCGACCGAGCCACCUUCAGCUUUUGUUCCAUUCUUGCAGAAAUAUGCAGAAUCAAGAAAUAAGAAAACAUCUGUGUUAAAGCUGGAACUGAAAGAGAUCCGAGAACAACAGGAUCUUCUGUUUCGCUUCAUGAAUUUUCUAAAACAAGAGGGAGCAGUGCAUGUUCUUCAGUUUUGUCUUACAGUUGAGGAAUUCAAUGACAAGAUUUUGUGUCCUGAGCUGACAGAUUCAGAAAUGAUGAAUCUUCAUGAGGAGGUGAAAAAAAUAUAUACAACAUACUGUCUGGAUGAGAGCAUUGACAAAAUUCGUUUUGAUCCUUUCAUUGUGGAAGAAAUAAGAAAUAUUGCGGAAGGGCCCUACUGCAGUGUUGUAAAACUUCAGACUAUGCGUUGUUUAUUUGAAGCUUAUGAACAUGUUCUAUCCCUGCUUGAAAAUGUAUUCACACCAAUGUUUUGCCACAGUGAUGAGUAUUUUCGACAUCUUUUGAGAGGAGCAGAAUCCCCUGCACGUAACUCAAGACUUAGCAGAAAUAGCCUGAGUUUGGAUGAUAUCCGGAGUACUACUAAACGUGGAGAAUCUUUUGGCAUAAGCAGAAUUGGUAAUAAAAUUAAGGGUGUCUUUAAAAGUACAACUCUAGAAGGAGCCAUGCUUCCAUCCUAUGGUCUAUCAGAAGGGGAUGAUGACUUGGUUGAAGAAGCAAUAAUGGUGCUUGAAGAUGACUCACCUGUAGAGGCUAUAAGCACCCCUAGCACUCCUCGUAACCUUUGUGCUUGGAAGAUAACCAUUCCAUAUGUGGACUUUGAUGACAUCAAGAAAGAAAGAAUUCCAGUGUUUUGCAUUGAUGUAGAGAGAAAUGACAGGAAAGCAGGCCAUGAAACUGAACACUGCUCUGUAUACAGAAGAUACCUUGAGUUCUAUGUUCUGGAGUCCAAACUGACUGAAUUUCAUGGCUCAUUUCCAGAUGCUCAAUUACCCUCAAAAAGAAUUAUAGGACCCAAAAACUAUGAAUUUUUAAUGUCUAAAAGAGAAGAGUUUCAGGAAUACCUGCAGAAACUUCUCCAGCAUCCAGAGCUAAGCAGCAGCCAAUUACUUUCUGAUUUCCUAUCCCCUAACAGUGGCGAAUCGCAGUUUCAUGAUAAAAUGCUUCCAGAUGUGAAUUUAGGAAAGAUUAUAAAGUCUGUCCCCGGUAAACUUAUUAAAGAGAAAGGUCAACAUUUGGAACCUUUUAUAAUGUCCUUCUUCAAUUCUUGUGAGUCUCCAAAACCUAAACCAAGUAAACCGGAACUUACUAUACUUAGCCCUACAUCAGAAAACAACAAAAAGCUUUUCAAUGAUUUGUUCAAAAACAAUGCCAACCGAUCAGAGUAUACAGAGAAAAAACAUAAUCAAAACUACUUCAUGGAGGUGAUAACAGUGGAAGGAGUCUAUGAUUGUUUGAUGUAUGUUGCACGGGUUGUGUUCCAUGUACCGGACUGGUUACAUCAUCUGUUGAGUGGAGGAAGGAUUCUUUUCAAGAAUACUCUUGAGGCCUAUGCUGAUUAUUAUUUGAAAUACAAGUUAGAUCAGGUUCUUCAGGAGCACAGAGCUGUUUCAUUAAUAACACUUUUAAGAGAUGCAGUAUUUUGUGAAAACAGUGAGCCACGAUCUUUUGAAGAUAAACAAAAAAGAGCAAAAAUUACAUUUGAAGAAAUGAUGGGUUACAUUCCAGACUUCAUUGGAAAAUGUAUUGGUGAAGAAGCUAAAUAUGAAGGGAUUCGUCUGCUGUUUGAUGGACUCCAACAACCAGUUCUUAAUAAACAGCUUACGUAUGUUUUAUUAGAUAUCACAAUUCAAGAACUUUUCCCAGAACUUAAUAAGGCACAGAAGGAGAUUCACAGUGGUGCAUCAUGGAAGUAAAGAAGUACUGUCAAAGUGCUCUGAACACUACAGGCACAUCCAAAAAAACUUCAUUGUUACAAGUUUAAAUGAUUUAAUGUACAGAAUAUCAAAACUUGCAAUUGUAAGAAAAAAUGUACUUGACUGCAUUAAUAAAGAUUAUUUAUUGAUUUGCAG